Ictidomys tridecemlineatus (thirteen-lined ground squirrel) is the source of this 837-nucleotide messenger RNA. NCBI's taxonomy places the organism in Eukaryota, Metazoa, Chordata, Mammalia, Rodentia, Sciuridae. The record is from RefSeq and is a predicted model, not a curated record.
ACAUGACCCCCACAGGGGAAGUGACCCCAGCUCACUUUCUGGUCCUGAGGUCACAGGUCCUGGACCCCCACACAGGCAGGUCCCCAGUCACUUCCUGGUCUGAGGUCACAGGUCCUGGACUUCCACAGGGGGCAGGUCCCCAGUCACUUCCUGGUCCUGAUGUCACAGGUCACUGACAUUCCAUGUAUCCUGGAGACCAAGGCUGGGGAAGCUAGGACCUGCAGGGAAGGUCUUCCUCCUUGGGCUGGAGGAGCAUGGCCGUGAGUAGAGGAGUAGGGACCCCCGUCCUUGUCCUCCUGCUGUGCUGCUGGUGGGAAGCGCAGCCCUGGCCAGGGAAAAUGCAUUCAGGUAGAACUCCAAUGAAACCAGAAGACAGAGACCAUGGACCUGAAUCAGGCAGGUUCAAGUCCAUCAAGUACUAAAGCUCUAGAUGAUGACGUGGCCACAGUAUUUGAUGAAAUUCUUGUCCAAGAGCUUUUGGAUCCAAAGAAAUUAGUAACCCUUGAAACACGAAGAUCAGCAGCUACAUUACCACCAAAAAUAAUGACGAAAAAAAACGAGAAAGAAACGCUUUAUCAGAUUAAAAGCCUUGCAGCUCUGGAGAAAAUCAUCGACAGUCUUCGAAGAAUCAUAGGGUAUAGUCUCAAGAACAAACAAAGGCUGAGUGAGAGCAUGCUGACUUCCAUAUACCACAAGAAAGACUAAGCCCGGCCUGAGGAACAGGACCCCAGGAGCUGAGCGCCCCGCCCUGGGCAAAGAUGAAGCAGAAUCAAAACCAUUCCAUGUCAGGAAAAGUGCUUUUAAGGACACCAAAUAAAAUUAACAGGUUUAAACACA